Juglans regia (Persian walnut) is the source of this 354-nucleotide messenger RNA. RefSeq lists its product as uncharacterized. NCBI's taxonomy places the organism in Eukaryota, Viridiplantae, Streptophyta, Magnoliopsida, Fagales, Juglandaceae. The transcript has 2 exons. The record is from RefSeq and is a predicted model, not a curated record. The coding region runs from base 1 to 354 and encodes 117 amino acids.
AUGAAGGGAAUUAUGCGGUUCGGUAAGAAAGGCAAGUUGUGUCCGAGAUAUUUAGGCCCUUUCGAUGUACUAGAAAGGAUUGGAGCUGCAGCAUACAGGCUAGCCCUCCCACCCCAAUUGUCGGCUAAUCACAAUAUUUUCCAUGUCUCUUUGCUUCGAGAGUAUGUUCCGGACCCUACACAUGUACUAGAGUACGAGCCUCUCCAAGUCUACGAGGAUUUGACCUAUGAGGAAUUUCCAGUUGGGAUUCUUGCACAAAAAGCUCAAGUACUUCGCAAGAAGACCAUUUUGAUGGUCAAGAUGGGCCUUGUCUUUGCUAGCCAGAUCCUUGUUCCUUUCAGCACCUUGAGUUAG